AUGUCUUCAAGAAGAAGUCGAGCAGCCCGAGAUACAGCGAAAGAUAUCAUUCUAGGUUUAGCACCAUCAGGACAGGGACCUCGUCCUCCGAAGGAAGGAGUUAAGCGAUCUAAUUCUAUGGAUGUUAGAACGCGCUCCUCAACAGCGUCUUCCUCGUCUAAGGCUGUUGAUUUGAAUCAACGUUCGUCAUCUGUUAUCGUGGAUCGUCGUCCCGAUAAUUCUGCCAUUCAAAACCUUCAAUCUCAACUAAGCGAACUUCAACGUCAUAACAAAGAACUUUUAGCUGCUGAACAGGCGGCUCGCCGUCGUCUAGAAGCUAAUCAUGAUGUUCUCCAACGUCAAGUGAUGACCACAGGCAACAACGGAAGUCGAGAUGUUGAUGAUUUACGACGUCAAGUAAUGUCCGUAGAUGGAAAAGUGAUGGCGAUGAGCAAUGAUAUUGGAAGCCUACGAACAACCUUAGAUCGUCAACUACAAGAUCUCAUUCAUAUUAAUAAUGAAAUGAAAAGUCGACCCACAGUUGAUCCAAAUAAAAUAGCCAGUUCCAAUCAGCAAUUGGAUAAUAAAAUACGUGAUUUGCACAGCAAUAUCAUGCAAUUGAAACAGCAAUUAGAACAUGAAAAAACUGAAAGAAAUCGAGAAGCCAAGCUGUUUGGAGACAAUAUCCAUCGACUACAAGAGAUAAUCCGUCAGCAAGACCGUAGCAAAACUGAUAUUCUCAACAAUUUGUCAAAAAAGGGAGAUUCAGACAAAGAGAAGCUAACGGAAGAAGCUAAACGGCUGAAUGAGAAAAUCAAUUUGAUCACCAAUGAAGUAACAAAGAAUAUGACUGAAAGUACCUCCAGGAUUCGUGAUGAAUUUUCAAAUAAGUUUCUAUCCCUUGAAUCCGCUCUUCGAUCUCAAAAUGAAAAUUUAAAUGAAUUGGAUCGUGAAUCGAGAAAAAAAAUAGAUUUGAUGCUUGGCUCUCAAACAGAUCAAAUAGAGACAUUGAAUAAAAUGAUUCAGGUGGACAGAGCUAAACAGAAGGACCGUUUUCAGAAAGUUAAUGAAGCAUUAGCUGCUUUAGAACAUCAUCUAGAAUUAGGAAACAAGAAAAUGGACAAAAUUAUGAAUGCCGAAAUUCAGUCGAGAAAAUUGCAUGAGAAAGGACUAUUGUCAAAAAUGCAAGAGAUUGAGGAAAAAAUUAAUAAUUAUAUGGGUGGAAUGAGCCGUUCAAUUGAAGAUGUUAUUUCUGGAAAAGGAACCGGAAAGAUGCCUGCACUUGAUAUUGAUGCGUUACGUCGAGAGAUGGAAGCUAUUGCUGCUGACAAGAAUAAGCUCAGUAUGGAAGGUCUUCUGAAGUUAGAAGAAAAAAUGACUCGAGUUCAGACAGGUCUAUAUCAUGACAAACGAGAUCUGGCUCAGAAAAUGGUUAAUAUGGAAGAGAAUGAGCACACGAAUAAAUUGAAAGCGCAAAUGAUAAAGUUAGACAGCGUACAGGACGAGUUAGAAAGAACACAAGAACGAAUCAGGGACAAAGUUGAAAAGCAGAUUCCCCAAGAUUUAAAUGAGUUGUCGGCUAAAGCGGAUAAUCUGAAGCAUCAAUUGAAUGCCCGAAUUGACAAAGAAGAAGAAGAAAGAUAUUUGGCGAUCAAAGAGCUUCAAGAAGCAUUUCAACGUCUUCAGAUGAAACAACAUCAAAUGCCGGAUGAUGCGAUUCUUCGUCGUGACGUAGAUGAAUGUAAAAUGGCCAUCAGAAAGUUAGCAGAAUCCGUGACGACAGUUAAGAAUGUAUUGGAUCAGAAGAUAACCGAAGAAUCAAGACAGAGGAAACAAGACUUCGACAAGCUUUCGAACGGAAAAUAA
Messenger RNA from Auanema sp. JU1783, 1845 nucleotides. The record is from the annotation of a GenBank genome assembly. Lineage: Eukaryota; Metazoa; Nematoda; Chromadorea; Rhabditida; Rhabditidae.